GACUAUUCGUCCUUCUCGUCUCUCUUCACAGUCCCGUCCCUUCCAAUCCAGUCCACUCCACUGUCCGUUGUCCCGAUAAUGCGGAAGAAAAUGCGAAGGAAACGCUGCGUUCCGGAGGUCCUCCGUAGACUAUUCGGCAAACGGGCGCGAACAUUGUCCGACACCAUCGUCUCCUUGCUCCCUCCCCAUUCGUCGUCGUCAGUCCCCGCCGACUGUCGUUUCUGCAAGGGCCGCCGUUGCCUCAGCUGCACCGCACCUGACGGCUUGUCGUUUCUCCUCCGACCCGACGACCCCUCCGAUUACCGCCAUCUCCUCAACCAUGGAUACGUCGUCUUUGCGAAAAAUACACCUGCGGUCGCCCGCUUUUCCCCCGACUCUCACUGGUCCCAAUUGAGUUAUAUGCACAUAUAUGGAUUACAAGCGAUAUCACAAAUGAGAGAGGGGUGGUUUGAACUGGGACGCAAUGAGUUGAAGAGGAAGACCAUUGUUAGAGCAGUGAUUGAAGCGAUGAUGGUUGAGCAACCUGUGUCUUCCAACGUGAUAUACAGUGGUUAUGAUAAGUCUAAUCAGUCAAGCGGCAUUGUGGAGCUUCUAACUUCGUCGGCUUGGUGUCUUCUCUUAGAAAGGGUUGGGGAUGGCAUUAUGGUUUAUUUACUAAGGAAUGCAUCGAUAUUUUUGCCACUUCUGCGUACAAACCACCAGCAGGUCAUAGGCCCGCCAAUCAGUAAGUUGUGUCCGAAGAAGUUGAAGCGCGCGCCACAGCCACAGUGGCAACAGUCAUUGCCUGAGUCGUAUGGACCCCGGAAAAAGAGGGAAAGAGAAGAUAAUGUACACUCAUUGUUGAAGAGACAGCACCUUAGUUCUUUUAGCAGUGAUAAAACCAUUGGUUCUGCUGCCUGCAGUGGCUGCUGCAGUGUUUGUAAGGAUAAGCAUAGUCAUAAUGGAACCAGCACGUUUACCGACAGUUAUGAAGGUGAUUUAAACAAGGAACUUGAACAGGGUUCCCAAAGGCUUAAAAAGCGUGCAAGACCAUUUAGUUGGCAGCGCCGCAAGAAGCGUAGGCUAUUACCUUCUCAAGAAACCAGCUUUCAGGAUCUUUCCAAAACAAUUAUCGGUGAUAAAGAAAGCUUAUCUAGCAGGCUUUCAUAUUGCUCAGUUCAUCAUCAUAAAAAGUGCUCUUGUUUGGGGUUACGCAUUCUGCGAAAGGUUGCCAAAGGUGCUCAAAUUGACAGAAAAUUCAUGUUCUUUAACUUGGAACAGUCUUCAUCAGUUUUCCCAAGAAAACUAUAUUUUACGAGCAGCAACGGUUCGUGCAGUAAUGACUUUCUAAUGUUUGAUUUCCCUGAAAAUGAUGAUUUUCUAUCAUAUGUUCUGAAUUCUCUAAAGCCAAAUUCUGUUGGUUCAGAAUUUCUUGUUAAGAGUAUUUUUGGCAUAUCCGACACAGAAAGUGCUAUGUCAAAGAUAUGUCCUCGUGAAAGUGGUCUUUGUCUCACUGGAUCAGCAUGCCUGUAUCAUUCCCUUGUUAAGUUGCUUAAGACUCUCAUACGCAGAGCUCAACAUUGCCAUAGUUUGAGAUUAUUGGACAAGCAUUGUGGUGUUUCAUCUCCAGAUGCCACUGAUUCUCACUCCGAGGCUAUUAAGUCUUAUUGCUUGAAAAGUCAGGUGGUCUCGUUUAUAUGGGCUGUUUGUAGGAGAAUCAUUCCUUCAGAUUUGCUAGGAACUGCUUCUAAUUGGAGAAUAUUGAGGAGAAAUAUUUCCAAGUUCAUACAUCUUAGAAGAUUUGAAAAUUUUUCUUUACAGCAAUGUAUGCAUAAACUGAAAACAUCUAGGUUCCCAUUUCUAUCAAAUAAACAGUAUUUCUGCGGCAUGAAUAGUGAGGCAGUAAAAGACGUGGGUGGAAAAGGAUUAGACAUUCAUAAAGGAUUCCCUAAAUUGAAUGAUGCUGCACAUAUUGUUAAACAAAAAGUCUUGAAAAGCUGGAUUUAUUGGUUCUUUUCAUCCAUAAUUGUCCCUUUGUUGCAAGCCAACUUCUACGUCACCGAAAGUGAGCACGGGAGGCAAGAUGUAUAUUACUAUCAAAAGUCAGUUUGGGAGAAGGUGAAGAAUAAGACUAUCAGUUGCAUGAAAGAUCAGAGGUAUUAUUACUUGGAUGAUGCAACAACUAGAAGGAUUAUAAGAAAAAGAUUAUUUGGUUUUUCAAAGCUUCGGAUUUGUCCAAAAGAGUGUGGAGUGCGGUUGCUAGCAAAUUUAAAAGCAUCAUCAAAAAUGCCACGAAAGGAGUUCAGUUUGGCAGAGCAGUCCAGUGGCAUAGUAAGAAGGAAAAAAAGUCUUCAGAAAGGGGUCAAAUUUGAAUAUUUCAAGUCUGUCAAUAGCGUUCUUCGUGAUACGCAUGCUGUUCUAAAAGCUAUACGGUUGAAGGAGCCAGAGAAGUUAGGUUCAUCAGUUUUUGAUUACAAUGAUGUCUACCGAAAGUUAUGCCCAUUUGUGAUGGGUUUAAAGAAUGUACCAACAAUGAUGCCUGAUGUAUUUAUUGUUGUUUCUGAUGUGUCCAAAGCCUAUGAUACUGUUGACCAGGAUAAGCUGCUUUGUGUGAUGAAAGAUGCCAUAAGAACGGAUGAAUAUUUUCUAAAACAUUCUUAUGAAGUUCUUUGCACAAAAGAAUUUUUAUGGGUUCGUGAGAAUCCUGCAUUAUUGGAUCAACAUGCCAGCUUGAGGUUUAAAUCUUCUGCCUUACACCGAUCAUUGCAAAGUGUCCAUGUUAAUCAGGAAUAUAGCAGGUCUAUGAAGAAGGAGGAGCUCUUUUUUAUUCUAUAUCAACAUGUCAAGCGCAAUGUGCUGCAGUUGGAUAAAAAGUUUUAUCUGCAAGGUGUAGGUAUUCCUCAAGGAAGUGUUUUGUCUUCUUUGCUUUGUUCAUUAUACUAUGGACAUUUGGAUAGGAAUGUGAUCUUUCCGUUUCUUGAAAAAAUUUGGGAACCCGCGACAAUAGAUUCAUCAAGAGGACAUAAUUUUGGAGAUGCUUCUGCUGCACAGAGUGCUAAUGAGGAUGGCAUUGCCUCAUCCUCUACUUAUAUUCUACUAAGAUUUAUUGAUGACUUUCUUUUCAUCUCAACCUCAAGGAAUCAGGCUGCUGGCUUCUUCACCAGGUUGCAAAGAGGAUUUCGGGAUUAUAACUGUUACAUGAAUGAAAAGAAGUUCUGUGUGAAUUUCGAUAUUCAACACAUGCCUGGGAUACCAUCAAGCAGGGUGUAUCUUGGCGAAGAUGGCAUCUCAUUCAUUCGAUGGAGUGGCUUGCUUCUUAAUUCUUGCACUCUUGAAGUUCAGGCCGACUACACAAAGUACUGGAACAACCAUCUACGUUCCACUCUUACUGUCAGCUGGGAAGACCAACCAGGUCGUCAUUUGAAGAAAAAAUUGUGUGACUAUAUGAAACCUAAAUGCCAUCCAAUAUUCUUUGAUUCCAACAUCAAUUCAGCAUCUGUUGUGAGAUUAAAUAUCUACCAAGCAUUCUUGUUAUGUGCAAUGAAGUUCCAUUGUUAUGUUCGUGACUUAUCAUACGUCUGGAAACUUCGCCCUAGAUCUUAUGCUAACAUUAUCAAGAGAUCUUUGAGGUAUAUGCAUGUGCUCAUAAAGAGAAGGAUGCGUUCUGUGCAUACUGAUUUCCACCCAAUUCUUCUACUGGAAAAGGGAGAGGUUGAAUGGCUUGGUUUAUAUGCUUAUAUCCAAGUGCUGAAGAGAAAGCAAUCGCGACAUAAGGAGUUGAUCUCGCUGUUGGUGUCUAAGUUGUUAAAGCAUACAAUAUCGGGGUCUGUGUCUUCUCAACUAAGGUAUGCAGUCGACAGAUCACAUUCCUCGGUAAUGUGGAAGAUCAAGUAUUAGAAGACUCUUAGAGGUACAGCACUUGAACAAGGACGAUGUAAGAGCGGAGAAAGCACGAUUUAUCUGAGCGUGAACGUUUGUCGAGUGAACGUAGUGUCUGCAAUGUGGUACAAUUUGUGAAUUUGCCAAUGAGUCUCUUAUGUUUUUCGCAUCUUUGUGCUCUAUAAUUUUUUCUUUCCGAACUUUUGGGAAAAGGUUUUGUGCAGUAGCGAGCCUGUCCAGAUUAUUGUGUGCAGGUGAAGCAGCUCAUACCUCCAUUAUAAACGAUUCUUUUUUAAUAUACGAAGCACUCUUUGCACCUGA
This is a messenger RNA of Pyrus x bretschneideri (Chinese white pear), 4179 nucleotides long. RefSeq names its product telomerase reverse transcriptase. The record is from RefSeq and is a predicted model, not a curated record. The coding region runs from base 79 to 3876 and encodes 1265 amino acids. NCBI's taxonomy places the organism in Eukaryota, Viridiplantae, Streptophyta, Magnoliopsida, Rosales, Rosaceae. Gene Ontology annotation, biological process: telomere maintenance via telomerase. The transcript has 14 exons. Gene Ontology annotation, cellular component: telomerase catalytic core complex. Gene Ontology annotation, molecular function: telomeric repeat DNA binding; telomerase RNA binding.